AAACGCCUUGUCUAUUCUAUUUCACAGGAAGGAGUUUCAAACCUCAAGAAGAACGUCAGCAGAAGUCAGCAGAAGUCGGUCACUUACCGUGCAGCACGUUUUUUCUUUUUGGGUUGUUUUUUUUUUUUGAGGGAAGCAUGUUUUCGUGUCCUGCAGCACAGGCUUGGAUCUACAGGUUCUGAGACGCACAGGACAGAAGCACAGCUCACUGAGCACCAACAUCGGCCUGGAUUGAUUUCAGUUCACAGAAUAAACAUGUCAGAUCACAGGUCGAGUUUUCUCCACAUCGGGGAUAUUGUGUCUCUGUACGCAGAAGGCACUGUCAAUGGGUUCAUCAGCACUUUGGGGUUGGUAGAUGACAGGUGUGUGGUGCAGCCUGAGGCUGGAGAUCUCGCAAAUCCACCCAAGAAAUUCAGAGAUUGCCUGUUUAAAGUAUGUCCUAUGAACCGGUACUCUGCACAGAAGCAGUUCUGGAAAGCCAAACAUGGAAAGCAAGGAACCAAUCCAGAGGAUGAUCUUUUUAAGAAGUUACAGCAUGCAGCAGAACUGGAACAGAAACAGAACGAGACGGAAAACAAGAAGCUGCUUGGCGAAGUGGUCAAAUACAGUCAAGUUAUACAGCUGCUGCAUAUUAAAAGCAAUAAGUACUUAACGGUGAAUAAGCGUCUACCUGCUCUGCUGGAGAAGAACGCCAUGCGUGUGUCUCUGGAUCCAUCUGGGAAUGAGGGCUCCUGGUUUUAUAUUCAACCCUUCUGGAAGCUCCGCAGUGAAGGCGACAAUGUGGUGGUGGGGGACAAAGUGGUACUGAUGCCUGUGAAUGCCGGUCAGCCUCUUCACGCCAGCAACAUAGAGCUACUGGAUAACCUGGGCUGCAAUGAGGUGAAUGCUGUAAACUGUAACACCAGCUGGAAGGUGACUCUCUUCAUGAAGUUUAGUGACUACAGAGAUGAUGUUUUAAAAGGGGGCGAUGUUGUGAGACUGUUCCAUGCUGAGCAGGAGAAGUUUCUAACCUGUGACGACUACAAGCGACAGCAGCAUGUCUUCCUGAGGACGACUCUGCGCCAGUCAGCCACCUCUGCCACCAGCUCCAAAGCACUCUGGGAAAUCGAGGUGGUACAUUAUGACCCGUGUAGAGGAGGAGCUGGCCAAUGGAACAGCCUUUUCCGCUUCAAACAUUUGGCCACAGGGAAAUACUUGGCCGCCGAGAUGAAUCCUGAUUACAGAGACGAGAAUGCAGAAAUAAAGUCAGAGAAAAUUCAGAUGAUGCAACUUCCUGUUGAACAAGCUGAGACGGAUUCCGUGUUCUCUAAGAAAAAGCGACAUCUGGAGAAGAUAACUUACAUCCUAGUGUCUGUCCCGCACGGCAAUGACAUUGCGUCUUUAUUUGAACUGGAUGCCACCACACUGCAACGAGCAGAUUGCCUGGUCCCCAGGAACUCCUAUGUCAGGCUGAGGAACUUGUGCACCAACACAUGGGUGACCAGCACGAACAUCGCCAUCGAUUCUGAGGAGGAGAGACCUGUUAUGCUCAAGAUCGGUACGUGUCCCAUCAAGGAAGAUAAGGAGGCAUUUGCUAUUAUUUCUGUCCCGCUGUCUGAAGUGAGAGACCUGGACUUCGCUAACGAUGCCAAUAAGGUUCUGGAGUCAUUCGUUCACAAGCUGGGGAAAUGCCAAAUUGUUCAGAAUGACCGAAGGUUUGUGACCAAGCUGCUGGAGGAUUUGAUCUUCUUUGUGUGUGAGGUGAUUAAUAACGGGCAGGAUGUGCUAUCUGUGGUCAUCUCCAAUCCCAAUAGAGAAAGACAGAAGCUUAUGAGAGAACAGAACAUUCUGGCCCAGAUCUUUGGCAUUCUGAAAGGGACAUUUGCAGAUAACGAUGAUGGGCCCAUUCUGAAACUGGAGGAUCUGGGUGAUCAGCGCAAUGCCCCAUUUAAAUACAUGCUGCAGCUCUGCUACAGGAUACUGCGCCAUUCACAACAGGAUUAUCGCAAGAACCAGGAGUACAUUGCCAAGAAGUUCUCCAUCAUGCAGUCUCAGAUUGGCUAUGAGAUCCUGGCAGAGGACACGAUCACAGCUCUGCUUCACAACAACCGCAAGCUGCUGGAGAAGCACAUUACAGCGCGUGAGAUUGAGACCUUUGUCAAGUUGCUACGCAAAAACCGGGAGCCCAGGUUUCUGGAUUACCUUUCAGACCUGUGUGUAUCCAAUAAAACAGCCAUCCCGGUCACACAAGAACUCAUAUGCAAGUUUAUGCUCAACCCCACUAAUGCUGACAUCCUCAUCCGGACCAAGGUGAAUAUACUCAACGAGAACUCUCUAAUCAGUGAUGAAGCUGAGGAGGAUGAAGUGUGGCUCUACUGGAUCGACAAGAAUAAAGAGCCACACGGAAAGUCUAUACGUAACAUGUCCAUAGACGCCAAGAGCAACCAAAAAGAAGACAUUGACCACAUGACCUACUACAGAUGUCAGCUGAACCUAUUUGCUAAGAUGUGUCUGGACCGUCAGUACUUGGCCAUUAACCAGAUCUCUGGUCAGCUGCCGGUGGAUCUGAUCCUGCGCUGCAUGUGUGACGAUUUACUGCCGUAUAACCUGCGUGCCUCUUUCUGCCGCCUCAUGUUGCACAUGCAUGUCGAUCGUGACCCCCAGGAAGCCGUGGUACCUGUUCGCUAUGCACGUCUUUGGACUGAGAUCCCCAGCAAAAUCACAGUAAAGGAGUAUGAUUACGAGUUCAGAGACGCAGGCAGAGUGGAGAUGAUGAGGAAUUUUUCGCCAACCAAGGAGUUUGUUGAUCAGUACCUGAAUGAUGUAGUGAGCCAUCCUUUACCCUUUGGAGAUGAAGAGAAGAACGAGCUCACUCUAGAGGUGGUGAAUCUCGCACGUAAUCUGGUCUACUUUGGCUUCUACAGCUUCAGUGAGCUGCUGUGUCUAACACGCACCCUGCUGGCCAUUUUGGACAUUGUGCAGCACCCGCUCACCUUUAUGCACAAACUCAGCAAAACUCCUGAAGGAGGUAAUAACGUCCUGCGUACUAUCCACGGUGUGGGUGAGAUGAUGUCUCAGAUGGUUCUGAGCAGAGGUGCCAUGAUGACCAAUUCCUCCCAGCCAAUAUCAGUCCAUGGGAAAAAUACACACGGAUUUAUGGACAAUGAGGACGUGGUGGUGAUGGACACUAAGCUCAGGAUUAUUGAGAUUCUGCAGUUCAUUCUGAGCGUGCGUCUGGACUACCGGAUCACAUACCUUCUGUCCAUCUACAAGAAAGAGUUUGGAGACAACAGUGCGUCAGAUGCCAGUAAUUCAGUUAAUGAUUUUAGCCCGAUUGCCUCAGAGCCGAGCAUAGAGGAGAUUGCCAGUAAAGCAGAGAAUAUGUUUGCUGGAAGUGGUAAGGAGCGGACAUCGGUGGAUCUGGACGAUGAAGGAGGCAAGACAUUUCUGCGAGUGCUGAUUCAUCUCAUCAUGCAGGACUAUCCUCCUCUGGUCUCUGGUUCGCUUCAACUUCUAUUUAAACACUUCAGCCAGAGAUCUGAAGUCCUCCAGGCUUUUAAACAGGUCCAGCUUCUGGUGUCUGAACAGGAUGUGGAGAACUAUAAACAGAUAAAGGUUGAUCUGGACCAGCUGCGACUGACUGUGGAGAAAUCAGAGCUGUGGGUGGAGAAGAACGGAGGCUACGGCACUGAGGACACCACCGAAACCCAGAAUAAGGAGCAAAUCAUUGAGGAGGCGGGCAUACUCAGUCCUGUGCAGGAUGGAAACAUUAAGCCACAGAUAGACAGCAACAAAGCCAACAACUACAACAUAGUAAAAGAUAUCCUGCAGCGUCUCAGUAAGCUGUGUUACCCUUCUAAGAAGAGUCGUGUGCAGCAGCAGAGGUUGCUGAAGAACAUGGGAGCUCACACUGUGGUCCUGGAUCUGCUUCAGAUCCCUUACGAGGCAGGAGAUGAGAAGAUGAAGGAGAUUAUGACUCUGGCUCACACCUUCCUACAGAACUUCUGUAAUGAUAACGUUCAGAACCAGAUUCUGCUUCAUAAACACCUCAACCUUUUCCUCACCCCUGGGAUUUUGGAGGCAAAGACCAUGCGCUACAUCUUCCAGAACAACUACCAUCUGUGUAAUGAGAUCAGCGACCGUGUGGUGAAUCACUUUGUACACUGCAUAGAGACACACGGCCGUCGGGUCCCAUACCUUCGCUUCCUGCAGACCAUCGUGAAGGCUGACGGCAAAUAUGUGAAGAAAUGCCAGGACAAAGUGAUGACCGAGCUGGUGAAUGCAGGUGAGGAAGUCUUGGUGUUCUACAAUGACCGGGCUUCAUUCCCCACGCUGCUGCAGCUGAUGAGCUCAGAGGCGGAGCGCACCGAUGAGGACGGUGCUCUGGCCUACCACAACAACCUGGUGGAGCUGCUAGCUGCCUGUACUGAGGGCAAGAAUGUCUACACUGAGAUCAAAUGCAACUCACUGCUGCCACUUGACGAUAUCGUUAAGGUGGUGACUCAUGAUGACUGCAUCCCUGAGGUGAAAAUUGCAUAUGUGAAUUUUGUCAACCAUUGCUAUGUGGACACAGAGGUGGAGAUGAAGGAAAUAUAUACAAGCAACCACAUCUGGAACCUGUUUGAAAACUGUUUGGUGGACAUGGCCAGAGUGUGUAGCGGCACCACAGACAGAAAUAGAGCUGAUCCCAUACUAGAGAAAUAUGUCACUGAGGUCAUCAUAGCCAUCGUCAAAGGCUUCUUUGGUUCCCAGUUUUCCGUCAGCACUUCCAACCUGCAGUCCCAUCAGAGCACAUUCAUACGUCUGCUGCAGUCCGCCGUCAGAGUCUGUAGCUGUACCUGGAUCAGUGCUCUGCAGAAGACGAACAUUGAGGCCUGCAUUAAAACCCUCGCUGAUGUGGCUAAGACCCGGAACAUUGCUCUACCUGUAGAUCUGGAUGGUCAAGUGAACUUUCUGUCUCAGAAGACUCACACCAACAUGGUACAGCGUGCUGCCAAAGACUGGAGGCUUUCAGUUCGUGCUCGACCUCGCAAAGAAAUGCUGGGGACACCAGACUACAAGAACAUCAUCGAAAAAUUGCAGGGGGUAGUGCAGCAUCUGAAAGAGCAGUUCAGUCCACUGAUGCAGGCCGAGAUCUCUGUGUUGGUCGACAUCCUGCGUAGUCCCGAGCUGUUGUUUCCUGAACCAGCACGAAUGCGCUGUGAGACUGGAGCAUUCAUGACCAAGCUGAUAAAGCACACAAAGAAGCUGAUGGAUAAGGAGGAGAAGUUGUGUAUUAAGAUUCUGCAGAGGCUUCGUGAAAUGCUGGACAAGAAGGAGACUUUUGAUGAACAGGGCAACUCACUGAGGAAGACUCUUCUAACGCACUACUUCGGUAACCAGCGGCUCCACUCCAAGGCUCUCGAGUUUGGCGGAGGUGGAGGAUCUUCACCUGGAGCUGGCUCUUCAGGACAGGAUUCUGAUAAGCCUGGCACAUCUUUGGUGGAUAUCCAGUGUCUUUUGGAUAGUGUGGGAGCAACAGAGCUAGUCAUUGAUCUCAUUGUCAGCACCAAGAAUGACCGAGUGUUUGAGGAGAGCAUCCAAUUAGGCAUUGCACUUCUUAGGAAGGGAAACACACAGAUACAAAAUUCCUUCUAUCAUCAGCUGCACAAGCAAAAGAAGUCAGAGAAGUUCUUUAAAGUUUUCUACGACCACAUGCAGCUGGCUCAGAAGGAGAUUCGCUCCACCGUCUCCGUCAACAUGUUUGAGAUCAGCUGCCGGAAGCAUGAGGAGGAAAGCGAAGUUUCCAACUUCAGACCGAAGAAAGCAGUGUUGGACACAAUGCACCUGAAAGAGGACAUGAAGGGACAACUGAAAGAUGCCUCUUCUGCAACAUACAAGGCUUACAAUACUUUCCGAAAGGAGGGAGAUCCAGAUCUUGAUACGGCAGGUCAAGCGGGUGAGGAGGCAGAGGAGGAAAUGGAGGAGGUACAGAUGGGCCAGGCCAUCACCAUCAUGAAGCCCAUUUUGCGCUUUCUUCAGCUGCAGUGUGAGAACCAUAACAGGAAUCUGCAGAAUUUCCUUCGGGACCAGGACAACAAAACCAACUAUAACUUGGUAUGUGAGACAUUGCAAUUUCUGGACUGCAUCUGCGGCAGCACCACAGGAGGUUUGGGACUGUUAGGCCUCUAUAUUAAUGAGAGGAACGUAGACCUGGUCAAGCAGACGCUGGAUAGCAUCACUGAGUACUGCCAAGGCCCUUGCCAUGAGAAUCAGUCUUGUAUAGCCAAGCAUGAGUCCAAUGGCAUUGACAUUAUCAUCGCUCUUAUAGUGAAUCCUAUUGAGCCCUUGGGGAAGAAUAGAAUGGACCUUGUUUUGGAGCUAAAGAAUAAUGCCUCUAAGCUGCUGCUGGCCAUCAUGGAGAGUUGCCAUGAUAGUGAGAAUGCAGAGAAAAUCCUGGACAAGAUGAGACCUGAUGAGCUGGUGAGUGUAAUUAAGGAGGCCUAUCUGCAGGGAGUACAGAGUGAGGCAGCUGGGCAUUUAUCAGGAGAUGUGAUCAGUCCCAAAGACGUUGGCCACAACAUCUACAUCUUGGCCCAUCAGUUGGCUCGGCACCGAAAAGUGUUACAGCAGAGUCUAAAGCCGGGUCUGGAUCCUGACGAUGAGAGGGGAGAAAGGGAAGAAGCACUCCCAUUCUAUGCCAAGCACACAGCUCAGAUCGAGAUUGUUCGUCAUGACCGCACUAUGGAGCAGAUUGUGUUCCCGGUCCAAAACAUCUGUGAAUACCUGACUGAGGAGUCCAAAGUGCGAGUGUUCACCACCACGGAGAGAGACGACCAGGGCAGCAAAGUCAACCACUUCUUCCAACAGUUUGAAGAUCUGUACAACGAGAUGCGGUGGCAGAAGAAAAUGAGGAAUUAUGUCGUUCUCUUCUGGGUCUCGAAACACAUCUCUCUUUGGGAAAGCAUUUCCUUUAACCUGGCUGUGCUGGUCAACAUUGCUGUAGCUCUGUUCUAUCCAUUUGGAGAUGACGGAGAUGAAGGUGAACUUCCCCCUUUCCUGUCUGUCCUGCUCUGGGUCGCGGUAGCCAUAAGCACAUCUCUGCUCUUUAUCCUGCCAAGACGAGGAGGCAUACUGGCUUUCCUGAUUACAGUCAUCCUCCGCUCCAUAUAUACUAUAGGCUUAGGUCCCACGCUGCUGCUACUUGGAGCCACUAAUCUGUUGAAUAAGAUUGUCUUUUUGGUGAGUUUCGUGGGCAACCAGGGUACGUUUACACGAGGUUACAAAGCAGUCAUCAUGGACGUCUUUUUCCUCCUGCAUGUUUCCUAUGUCAUCGUGUGCAUGCUUGGUCUGUUUGUCCACGAGUUCUUCUACAGCAUACUGUUGUUUGAUCUGGUACGCAGAGAGGAGACGCUGUUGAACGUUAUGAGGAGUGUGACAAAGAACGGUCGCUCCAUCUUCCUCACUGCUGUGCUAGCCAUCAUCCUGGUUUACCUCUUCUCCAUCGUGGGCUUCCUCUUCCUCAAAGAUGACUUCCUGAUGGAGGUAGACCGUCACCCUGCACUCGCUAGGAUCAUUUUGGGCCAUUUCACAGAGCCUAAGAGCUGUGCGGUGGACAGCUGUCCGGAUCGAACCCUGAAUUCGUAUCAUGACGAGCAGAAUACCGAGGAUGCUCCAGAGCGAGUGUGUGACACCCUGCUCAUGUGUAUCGUAACUGUACUGAACCACGGGCUGCGCAACGGAGGUGGAAUAGCCGACAUUCUCCGCAAGCCUUCAAAGGAUGAACCCAUGUUUGCUGCUCGCGUGGUGUACGACCUGCUGUUCUUUUUCAUCGUCAUCAUCAUUGUUCUGAACCUCAUCUUCGGUGUGAUCAUUGACACGUUUGCUGACCUGAGGAGUGAGAAACAGCGCAAGGAGGAGAUCCUGAAAACUACUUGUUUCAUCUGUGGUCUGGAGAGAGACAAGUUUGAUAACAAGACAGUGUCAUUCGAGGAGCACAUCAAGAACGAGCACAACAUGUGGCACUACCUGUACUUCCUGGUUCUAGUGCAGGAGAAGGACCCCACUGAAUACACUGGUCCUGAAAGCUACGUGGCUCAGAUGAUGAAGGAGAAGAACCUGGAGUGGUUCCCACGGAUGCGGGCCAUGUCUCUAGUGAGCAGUGAAGGAGAGAGUGAGCAGAAUGAGAUGCGCUUACUGCAGGAGAAGCUCGAUACCACUGUCUCACUCGUAGCAGUGCUUUCUUCCCAGCUUGCAGAGCUCAAAGAGCAGAUGACUGAGCAGAGGAAAAACAAGCAGAGAAUGGGCUUUCUGGGUCCAACACAAGCCAACCAUCACGUUCCCUCUGCACACUGAGAACACGACUGACAAGACAAACGACUCCCAUCCACUCAUCACAGACUAGGUUUCUGUUCGGACCUUGAGCUUCCAGAGAAAUGCCUGGGGACUGUCUCAUUCAAACUUCUUAAACGGCAAAUCAGUGGUGUUUCCCGAGUCUCCUGUCUAGGGCAGAUCAGUAAUGGAAAUGCUGCCUGUGGACUUUUAACUAUAAAGUAUUACUCGUGUUUUAAAUGUCUUUCCAUUUUAUUGGUCUCACUUUUGGCAGUAACUGGAGAGCAGAGUAAGUCAAGGUGAACUUCAGGAUGUACCUCACUCACUGGGGUUACUGCUGCUUUGGAAGUGCCUUAGAGCUUUUAUCACACAGAAGAACUGCUGACUAAAGUGUCCUUUUACCCUUUAGAAAAUACAGAACUGGAAACAAAACAUCUCAUCUUCAAGUUAAAGUUGCCAUCUGGUUUCAUUAGGAGUAACAUAUUGAAAAUUGGUGGUCAUCUUGUUGUACAUUUGUGUUCGUUUUUACUGAAAAUGUGCAAAGUGCCUUAAAAGUAAAUCACUGCACCAGGGGUACUGUUUUAAAAUGUGUGUAAUUAAUGACUGGGUGAAUGUAUGUGUGAAAGUUUGGUACGGUCCACUGUUGGCAGACACGCUGAACAGAUCCUGCUGUGUCAAAUAUUGACUUAAAGCAUUCCCUGUUUUAACAUUUGAAUGUGCAGUCAACAAGACAGUUUAACUCUCUCUUAAGUCACUUUUUCAUGUUGUUUUUGUGUGGAGAUUUGUACAAGUGACUUAUACGAGGAUCGAAAGGAUGUAAUUGAGAUGAAAUGCCUUUUAUUUACAAGAGAUCAGAAAUGAUAGACUAUUUUAUGUGAUUAUAAUACUGUAAUAAAUACAUAUAUAUAUAUAUAU
Tachysurus fulvidraco (yellow catfish) is the source of this 9204-nucleotide messenger RNA. RefSeq names its product inositol 1,4,5-trisphosphate receptor, type 2 (gene itpr2). Gene Ontology annotation, cellular component: endoplasmic reticulum; membrane. Gene Ontology annotation, molecular function: inositol 1,4,5 trisphosphate binding; inositol 1,4,5-trisphosphate-gated calcium channel activity. Gene Ontology annotation, biological process: calcium ion transmembrane transport. The record is from RefSeq and is a predicted model, not a curated record. NCBI's taxonomy places the organism in Eukaryota, Metazoa, Chordata, Actinopteri, Siluriformes, Bagridae. The transcript is spliced from 58 exons. Bases 256 to 8313 code for a protein of 2685 amino acids.